AUGUCGGCUUCAAAGUACCUGAGACUCGCCCCGGAGCUACAGGAACAGGUCAUGCGCAGCUGCGAAGCUUCUGAGCUUUUAGCACUUGCAUGCUCUUGCAAAAUCUUGAAUGAAAUAGCUAUUGACGCUUUGUAUUACCUUGUCGACAUCAGCACCCAUAACCUCGUUGGACUCUUCCCCACGUCAUAUGAUACCUUAGCCCUGGCAGAGAACCCAGAUCCGCAUUUACUGAUUUUGGACGAUGUUGAAAAGUGUCUUAAGAGGCAGGAACUAUUUAUCCGCUCCAUGGAACUGCGUCCGGAUUACGGAGCUCAUGUGAAAAAAUUCACAUGGACCUAUUUUUCUCGAUGUGACCCAAGUAACGAUCAGCCUGUCAGCGAUCAGCCAACUUGGGUAGCUCUCGAACGCCUCACAGCUGUUAAGCAUCUUGACUUCGCAUCGAUGGCUUUUCAGCGCGAACUUGAUCCUCCACCUUCUCUAUUCCCAGCUGCCGAGCACAUUCGGCUUACUGGCCAGAUGUCUUUCGCCUUCGUUCGCGCCAUGCUUGGUCCGAAGCAAGCUGAACACCUCGUUUCUUUGGAGUUGAAUAAUUUACAAGACUUGGGACAAUUCAGAGAGGGCGAAAACUUCGAGCUCUCAGCAGACCUAUCAUUAAUCCCAGAAUCAGAGGACAAGGAUGGCAACUCCGUGGUCAGACACCCUGGAAAUAUGAGAACCCAUCUGAAAAGCAUUGAAGGCCGAUGUCCCAGACUGAAAUAUCUCUCCCUUCGAAGUGUUGGCAAUGACGACAAUAGCGAUAGGAGGUGGUCGCCAGCUCACGAUGAGGCAAGGUAUCAGGAGUGGGCAUCGUUCAUUCUCUCUAUUCGCUUCACCCUCGAGCGCUUGACAAUCGAGCAAGGUCUGGAACCUACUCAGACCGGCAUAGGCCGCUGUCUUAUGCAGCCUGUUCAGUAUGGUCGACCUAUGGACGAUAGAUUUGUAGACCAUCUUCUGCCAGUGCUGCUGGACGGAGAGUUUCUGGCACUCCAAAAGAUCCAUAUUUAUGGGAUUGGGGCUGCUCCUCGCCUAGAGAUUGUUCAAAAGUUCAAACCAAAGCACCAUGAGCUUCACCGAAACAUUCACGAGAAGUUAUCUAUGGCACUUGGUUCAGGUGUUGAAAUCGUUGUGAAAGAAGACGCAACCAGGAGCUUCUUUUACCGUUUGAAUGGUGAAACCUAUGACUCCUGA
Messenger RNA from Cadophora gregata, 1227 nucleotides. RefSeq lists its product as uncharacterized. The record is from RefSeq and is a predicted model, not a curated record. Lineage: Eukaryota; Fungi; Ascomycota; Leotiomycetes; Helotiales; Ploettnerulaceae. Bases 1 to 1227 code for a protein of 408 amino acids. The transcript is spliced from 2 exons.